Molecule: messenger RNA, 1961 nt
Organism: Octodon degus (degu)
Lineage: Eukaryota; Metazoa; Chordata; Mammalia; Rodentia; Octodontidae
Gene: Sh3glb2
Product: SH3 domain containing GRB2 like, endophilin B2
Exons: 13
Coding region: 55-1407 (450 amino acids)
Biological process (GO): membrane organization
Cellular component (GO): cytoplasm; membrane
Molecular function (GO): protein binding
Source: RefSeq, a predicted model, not a curated record
GCGCUCCGGCCCGCGGCGGAGCGGCCGAGCGUGUGCGUGUUCGGCGGGCGCGCCAUGGACUUCAACAUGAAGAAGCUGGCGUCGGACGCAGGCAUCUUCUUCACGCGCGCCGUGCAGUUCACAGAGGAGAAGUUCGGCCAGGCCGAGAAGACCGAGCUCGAUGCCCACUUUGAGAACCUCCUGGCGCGGGCGGACAGCACCAAGAGCUGGACAGAGCGCAUCUUGCGGCAGACGGAGGUGCUGCUGCAGCCCAACCCCAGUGCCCGCGUGGAAGAGUUCCUGUAUGAGAAGCUGGACAGGAAGGUGCCCUCAAGGGUCACCAACGGAGAGCUGCUGGCCCAGUACAUGGCUGAGGCAGCCGGCGAGUUGGGGGCUACCACGCCCUACGGGAAGACGCUCCUCAAGGUGUCGGAAGCUGAGAAGCGCCUGGGAGCCGCUGAGAGGGACUUCAUCCACACGGCCUCUGUCAGCUUUCUCACGCCCCUGCGCAACUUCCUGGAAGGUGAUUGGAAGACCAUUUCGAAGGAAAGGCGACUCCUCCAGAACCGGCGUCUGGACCUGGAUGCCUGCAAAGCACGGCUGAAGAAGGCCAAGGCUGCGGAAGCCAAAGCCACGACGGUGCCUGACUUUCAGGAGACUAGACCUCGUAAUUACAUUCUCUCGGCCAGCGCCUCCGCGACUCUGGAGGACACUUCCUGCCCCCUGCCCCGGGCCGAGUGGAAGGAGAAACAGCCUGGAGGGUGGAGGCCGCCCUGUUUUUUUCUUUUGCCACUGAGCCCCAGUGUGACUCAGGCCCGAGGCUGCCUUUCUCUGCCGGAGGACAGAAAGCUUUGGAAUGACGAGGUGGACAAGGCUGAGCAGGAGCUCCGUGUGGCCCAGACUGAGUUUGAUCGGCAAGCUGAAGUGACCCGUCUCCUGCUGGAGGGCAUCAGCAGCACUCACGUGAACCACCUCCGUUGCCUCCAUGAGUUUGUCAAGUCUCAGACGACCUACUAUGCACAGUGCUACCGCCACAUGCUGGACCUGCAGAAGCAGCUGGGCAGCUCCCAGGGUGCCAUAUUCCCUGGCACAUUUGUGGGCACCACGGAGCCCACCUCCCCACCCCUGAGCACCACCUCACCCACCACCGCCGCAGCCACCAUGCCUGUGGUGCCCACAGUGGCCAGCCUAGCCACUCCGGGAGAGGCCCCACUCUGCCUGGAGGAGGUCGCGCCCCCAGCCAGCGGGACCCGAAAGGCCCGGGUGCUCUACGACUACGAGGCAGCUGACAGCAGCGAGCUAGCCCUGCUGGCUGAUGAGCUCAUCACUGUCUACAGCCUGCCUGGCAUGGACCCUGACUGGCUCAUCGGCGAGAGGGGCAACAAGAAAGGAAAGGUGCCUGUCACCUACUUGGAACUGCUCAGCUAAGCAGGCCCCCCAAAGCCCUGCCACUCAUCUUGUCUGGUGACAGAUGCCCAAGUGAGGAGACUGGCCCCAUUCUACCUGUGCCCGUCUUCCUGAGGGAAGGAGCUAACAGGCCACGGGCACAGCCCCUCCACCAGUCUUCCUUCUGACCUGUGGUUUGGAGCCUGGCCUGCUGCACCCCUGCGCACCCCAGCCCUCCUAGCCCCGUGGGUGGGAGGGAUGCAGUGCUGGCACCCAGGUGGGCCUAGGAGCCUGGGCACCCUUGGCAAGAAGAGCACCUAUCUUAGCUGCCAAAGGUCAAGGGGCAGCAGUGAAGCAGGCAGGGCUCUGGCAGCUCAGGCAGAGUGCUGCCCUCGGAGGGGACAGCCUGGCAGGAGACAGGUUGGCUCAUGCAGCAGCGCCCGCCUGGUGCUACCCUUUCCCCUCCCACAGCUCCCAGCUCAAGCUGUGCGUGGCUACAGCCUUCACCUAUUCUCUUUUUCACUGGUCUUUUUACUUCUGCCUGCCUGCUUGCUCUGGCCAAUGGCAAAUAAUAAACCCUCCUUUGUGUGCUUUGU